Messenger RNA from Papaver somniferum (opium poppy), 2979 nucleotides. RefSeq names its product probable disease resistance protein At5g63020. The transcript is spliced from 2 exons. Bases 211 to 2898 code for a protein of 895 amino acids. Lineage: Eukaryota; Viridiplantae; Streptophyta; Magnoliopsida; Ranunculales; Papaveraceae. The record is from RefSeq and is a predicted model, not a curated record. Gene Ontology annotation, molecular function: ATP hydrolysis activity; ADP binding.
UCCCAUUCAAUAGAUAUCAUAGUCAACAUUAGAAUGCAAGUGGUACGUACUCGAUCUUAUCGUAAUUACCUACUAGUAUAGAGUAUGUGUGUUUAGAAGAUGGUAACCCCAAUAACUUAUUUAAGCUUUUCUCACUUAAAUGUUUUUAUUCCUUCACAUAACUUUCCAUUAUCAUUGUAAACAGCCAUUGUUGAUCUCUUGUAAUCUGUAAUGGAAGUCGUGAGUCCAGUCCUCGAUAUAUUCUCACGUCUAUGGACUUGUUCUGCUCAUAAUAUAAAUUAUGUUCGUAAACUCAAAGAAAAUCUAAAUAAUUUGGAGAUUUCAUUUAAUUCAUUGAGAUGUAAAAAAGAUGAUGUAAUUAAGAGAGUUGAGAUGGCAGAGUCGAACCCAGUUGAACCAGCAAAGCGCACAAAUGUGGUUAGUGAUUGGAUCCAGAGAGUACAAGCCUUAGAGACUGAAGUACAGAGGAUUUUAGACGACAACGAAGCUAUCAAGAACGAUGGAGGUUGCUAUUUCUGUUGUUGGGGUCGAAAAAAUUGUCCAAGUGCUUACAAACUUGGGAAGUUAGUGAUGGAAAGGAUUAAUGCUGUACACAAUUUGUUGGAAGGUGAUUUCCAAGAUGUCACUUAUAGAUCUCAACCGGAUCCUCUUCAACAAAUUCCCACCGUCGAAGUUAUGGGCAUGGAUUCAAAAUUCAACGAGGCACUGGAGUUAUUGGUUAACCAGGGAAAUGAUGUGGGAAUCGUAGGUUUAUAUGGAAUGGGAGGAGUUGGAAAGACAACUCUUUUACAGAAGCUUAACAAUGAGUUUUCCGAAAGAAAACAAUUCGAUUUAGUAAUUUUUGUUGUGGUGUCCAAAGAUCUGAACAUAAAAAGUAUUCAGAACCAGAUUGGAGAGAAACUGGGAAUAUCAUGGAGAGAAGAAACUGAAAUACAUAAGAGAGGCAGCGAUAUUUUCAAAAUGUUACAGAAUAAGAAAGCGUUGCUGUUGUUAGAUGAUAUCUGGGAAGGCAUUGAUUUAGAAACAAUUGGAGUUUCAAAGAACACCAUUCAAAUAACGGAAUCUAAAAUCGUAUUCACCACAAGAAGUCAGCAAGUGUGUGGGUUUAUGGAAGCUGAUAAAAGAAUUAAAAUAGAGUGUUUAGACGAGGAUCAAGCUUGGAUCCUAUUUAAACAAAAGGUCAAGCAAGAAGCGCUAAGUUGUCAUCCAGAUGUACCUGAAGUUGCCAGAAAAGUUGCGAAAGAAUGUCGUGGUUUACCUUUAGCUCUCAUCGCUAUUGGUCGAACCAUGUCUAGCAAAACCGAUCUCCAACAAUGGCAAUACGCACUACAUACUCUACAGGAAUCCGCAUCACAGUUUUCAGGUAUGACCAAUCAAGUAUUAGCUAUUAUGAAGUACAGCUACGAUAAUCUAGAAAACCAAAAGUUGAAGUCUUGUUUCUUGUAUUGCUCCCUAUACCCCGAAGACUGUUCAAUUUAUAGGCACGAACUCGUUGCUCUUUGGUUAGGUGAAGGAUUUUUGGAUAAUGUCGAUGAUAUGGUGAAAGCAAAAAAUGAAGGUCACGAUGUGAUUAGAUGUCUUAAGGAUGCGGGUUUGUUAGAAACUGGUAUUGUAUUUGGAGUAAAGAUGGAAAAUCUGGUAAAAAUGCAUGAUAUAGUUCGUGAUUUGGCAAUUUGGAUAGCUUCGGAUCUUGGGAGAAAAAAAGGAACGUAUUUAACGUUACAAGCCGAAAGCACACUGAAGCUCCAUGAAUGGGAGAAAGCAGAGCGGAUCUCUUUGAUAGACAAUAAAGCAAUUCAAAUACUUAAGGGAGCACCACGCUGCUCUAAUCUCUCAACUUUAUUGCUUCAAAAAAGUAGCAUUUCUGUUGUAUCAGAUGACUUUUUCCGAUUCAUGCCCAUGCUUAGAGUAUUAAAUAUGUUUAGCAUGAAACUCAAGAAAGUCCCAACAAGCAUAUUUUCACUAUCGGAGUUACAGUAUCUGCAAUUGCCAAAAUACGAUGAGGAUGCUGUUCUAACACCGGGGAGUUUUACUUCUCUUACAAAAAUGAAGGACUUGAUCUUAUCUGACUCGUGUUGUCACUGGGAAGAUGAAGGAGGACCAAGCCUCCAUGAAUUCGAGAGCUUAAAUUUAAUUUACCUUCAAAUCGCAAUUGGAACGGGUCUUGCUCUUCAGAGGUUAGUAGUCAAUCCAAAAUUACAAUUGUGCACAAGAAAUUUACUCAUUAAAUAUUGUCCAAGCAUCACUUCCCUCACACUUUUACCAUCUUCACCAUCGUCACCAUUAUCAUUAUUUAGUCUUGAACACAUGAUUGCACUUAGACUGAGAAACUGUGAUGAAUUAGAAGAUUUGAGAAUCAUGAGUCGGGAUAAUGAGGUUACUGUGUUCACAACCUUGGAGCUUUUAUCCAUUAAUGACAUGCCAAAGUUAAGGAUUGUAUGGGAUGUGCCUCAACAACCAAGGUUCUACUCUGUGAACCUUAAACAUGUAACUAUUCAAGGUUGUCCUCGGUUGAAGGAUACUACAUGGCUGAUCUAUGCUCAGAAUCUCGAGGCGCUUUCCUUGAUUGAAUUGGAUGGAUUAGAAGAGGUAAUAUCUGAUGGAUUUGCAACCGAAGAGAAGUUAACAAGUACAUUUUCCAGAUUAAAUUAUUUGAGAUUGAACUCUUUAAGGAAUCUAGAAAGGAUAUGUGACUAUAAUGUGAAAUUCUUUCUUUUGGAAAAUGUAUUCGUGUCGGAGUGUCCACAACUCAAGAAGCUACCAUUUAACAGCAAUUGCGUAAUACCCGGCACUUUAAGGAUGAUUAAGGGAGAGGAGGAAUGGUGGGAAAGCCUCGAAUGGGAAGAUGAACCCACCAAAUUUAGUCUAGCUCCUUAUUUUCGUGACAACGGAUAUUAAUUUGUAUUAUGCAUUAGUUUCUGGUGGAAUGUUUAAUUUUGAUAUCGAGUCUUAGUUGUAGUUUUUGUCCAGUUCAGUUUA